Mollisia scopiformis is the source of this 1734-nucleotide messenger RNA. RefSeq lists its product as uncharacterized. Gene Ontology annotation, biological process: transmembrane transport; carbohydrate transport. The record is from RefSeq and is a predicted model, not a curated record. The coding region runs from base 1 to 1734 and encodes 577 amino acids. Gene Ontology annotation, molecular function: carbohydrate:proton symporter activity. The transcript has 3 exons. Gene Ontology annotation, cellular component: membrane. NCBI's taxonomy places the organism in Eukaryota, Fungi, Ascomycota, Leotiomycetes, Helotiales, Mollisiaceae.
AUGACUCGUGAAAGAGGUGGAAGUGUCUCCACCACGAGGACCUAUGCAGGCCUCAUGGGGAGACCACUUGGAUUGCUAAUCUCGACGAUUGCAACAACGGGUUUCUUACUCUUUGGUUAUGAUCAAGGUGUUAUGUCUGGCAUCAUUUCUGCAACUCCGUUCAACUCCUACUUCCCAGAGACCGACAAUGAUUCCGUAUACCAAGGAUUCGUUACUGCUAUCUACGAAGUCGGAUGUUUACUUGGAGCCAUCUUCGUCCUUACGUUCGGUGAUAGGACUGGUCGAAGAAGAGCUAUGAUGCUCGGAGGUCUUAUCAUGAUUAUUGGCGUUGUCAUCCAAAUCACUGCGAUCAAAGGCAGCAACGCUACUGCACAAUUCAUCAUUGGACGAACCAUUACUGGUAUUGGAAAUGGAAUGAAUACAUCGACGAUCCCCACAUACCAAGCAGAAUGUAGUCGCACUUCAAAUCGUGGUCUUCUCAUCUGUAUCGAAGGAGGAAUCAUUGCUUUCGGCACGAUGAUUGCAUACUGGAUCGACUAUGGCGCUUCAUACGGACCAGAUAACUUGACAUGGAGAUUUCCAAUCUCUUUCCAAAUCAUCUUCGGUCUAAUCCUUAUCAUCGGAACCUGGUUCCUACCAGAAUCUCCCCGAUGGCUCUUGACCAAAGAUCGUCACGAAGACGCAAUCGAUGUCAUCGCAGCCCUCAACGGUCUCGAGACUACCGACCCUGAAGUCCACCUCCAGCACACCCUCAUUGUCGACGGUAUCAAAGCCAGUGGGGGCGUCAACGGAAAGACACCAUUCUCUGCUCUGUUCACAGGUGGCAAGACCCAACACUUCCGUCGUAUGCUCCUCGGCGCCUCAUCUCAAUUCUUCCAACAAUUAGGUGGUUGCAAUGCAGUCAUCUACUACUUUCCCAUUCUCUUCCAAACCUCCAUCGGUACGACGCACAACCUCGCUUUGUUGCUAGGAGGCGUAAACAUGAUCGUCUACUCCAUCUUCGCUACUGUCUCCUGGUUCAUCAUCGAGCGAGCUGGUCGUCGUCAAUUAUUCCUCUGGGGCACCGUCGGCCAAUGUCUUUCCAUGGUUUUAGUGUUCGCGUGCUUGAUCCCGCAAAGUGGAAAGGGUCCCUCGGCCAAGGGAGCGGGUGUUGGUCUCUUCACCUACAUUGCAUUCUUCGGUGCUACCUGGCUGCCACUUCCUUGGCUGUACCCUGCAGAGAUUAACCCUCUACGGACUCGUGCAAGAGCUAAUGCCGUAUCCACCUGCUCGAACUGGCUUUUCAACUUCCUCAUCGUCAUGGUAACACCAGUAAUGAUCUCCUCCAUCUCCUGGGGCACAUACCUCUUCUUCGCCGUCGUGAACGCCUGCUUCAUCCCCAUCAUCUACAUCUUCUACCCGGAAACCAAGAAGCGCUCCCUCGAGGAAAUCGACCUAAUCUUCGCCAAAGGCUACUUGGAGAACAUCUCCUACGUCAAAGCGUCCUUCGAUAUGCCGUUCCUGUCGGACCGGGAAAUCGAGGCUAUGGCGAGAGAGUAUGGGUUUAUUGAUAGCGAUGAGGAGGAGAAGGUUGGUGAGAAGGCGGAUAAGGGUGUUGAUGCUGCUGUACCUGCGACUGGGAAUGGAGAUGAGACGAGGGCGAGUAGUGGUGAGAAGGCGAGGGUGGAGAGGAGUAACAGUGAUAGGACGCUGCAUAUGAGUGAUACUCAAGAUCACGGGUUCAGGAACGACUAA